AUGGAGGCCGCUGUUCGCUUCUCUCAGAACUCUGUACCAACCCAGCCAGAUCAGCACUUCCUGAAGAUCGACGUUGCUGGCAGAGUCUUAGAACUGUACAACAUUGCGAAGAGGAGAAAACACGGAACAAAAUAUGACCUUAUCCAUACGUCCCACAAGCUACCGCCCUUUCGAGCCUUUGAUUGGCAUCCACUCGAGUCGACCCUGGUCGCUAUAGGCCAGACAAGUGGUGAGGCAAGUUUGGUGAAUCUCGCUGCUGGAAAGGACAGCACAAUUACAUUUACCGUCAGAAGCCCUCGAUCGUGCAAUGCAGUUGGCACGAACACCCAAAACUGGCUUGCUGCUGGCUUGGAGAAGGUCAGGAACGACUUCUGCCUCAACAUCUGGGACCUGAAUCAACGCCUCUCCCCUACCAACGAAAAGUCAUACGGCAAAAGCAACGAACCACUAUACAAGCUUGCUGGUGGUGAACCUAUCACGAGUUUACGCUUCUUUCAGGAUCAGCCUCGCUUGCUGGCAGCAGGUGUCAAGGGACAAUUUGUUCGUCUAUACGAUUUGCGCGAACCCAUCGCCUCGUCUGCACUACAAUUUGCGACAAAAUGUGUCAAUAACAUAGCUGUGGAUUCACAGGACGAGAAUUACCUUGCUUCGUGCUUGCCAGCCAACGUUCCGACAGUCUCAAUUUGGGACAGGAGGAUGAUUGCACGCACGAGUGCACCUCAGUAUGCCUUUAGCAAUUAUGUUAGCCAGGCAGACCAGCAUCCAGAGUCUUCUCUAGAGAUGAAAAAUGUGGUGGAUCCAAAAGGUCAUAUUUGGGGUCUACGCUUCUCGAAAACACAGCGAGGACAUCUAGGAGUCCUUUCGAGCACUGGUCAAAUGAGAAUGCUAAAGCUGGGCCUAGAUAAUCUCGAACUGGUACCAAUCAACGAACAGCAGGAAUCACGAAACCUCGACUGGGACAAACAGCAGCCACAGGGAGUGUAUCUGGACAAUUCGCAAAACUUCUCCAAUGAAUGGGACGAGUACCCAGGUGUUGAAGAGGUCAAGAGGAUUGUAUCGUUCGACUUCACGACUUCAGAGGGUCAUGGACAAACCGAAAUCAUUACUUUGACAGGACACGGUGCUAUAAAUAUCGAGCGAAUGAAAAGUGAGAGCCGCUCUGUCGUGUUGACCUCAAGCACCUCAUUCCACGAUGCAAAGGGACUCGUGGACCCCCAAAGAAACAACAAAACCACCAUGGCCCCUGCAAAUCAACAAGAAGAUCGACUCGACCUCCUACCACAUCUACGACAACGCUGUGAGCAAGGGUACCUCCUCGAUCCCAGCACCAACCUCUCCAUCGUCCAAACCAACGAGAAGCUCAGAGCAUUAUGGUCAUGGCUCAAACAUGCCAAGGACAUUACCGCUCACAACGCUUUCGUGCAAGGAGACAUCGACCUAUCGUACCUCGGCGUCUUCGCCCUUUGGAUGGAAGAGAUCGACAUCAAACACCGUUCAACACACGACUCAGCAAACAUCAACAGUGCUCAAAGCUGCACAGUCCUUAGAGACACCGCACGACGGCUCAACCUGCAACGCGGCAAGGGCUGUACAACGGAAUAUCCAGCUAACAGAGCUCUAUGUCUUCACGUUGCUGGCGUCGCAUACACCUACGACGACAUCAAGCACGAAUGCAACGAACUGGUCGCAGCUGAUGAGCAUACCAAGGCCGCUGCUCUUGCUCUUUUCAGUGGCGAGGACAAGCUGGCUCAGCAAGCACUACGUAGCAAGGGAGCGAGCCAUAAUCACACAAUGCUUGCUAUGGCGUUGCUUGGAGCCUCAGGCAGACAUCGACGUCUCAGUGGAUCGAGGUUGUACGAACGAACUGAUAACGAACCUACUGGUCAACAAGGCGAGGAUUGGCAGGAUGUCGUCACAGCUCUUGCCGAGGGUCUGUCAGAUAUCUAUGCUAGAGCCAUCCUGACAUAUGUCAAGUCUGGAGACUGGGAGGAUGUCGUCAAACAGGACUGCAUGCCCCUACGAUAUCGUAUUUACAUCGCCCUUCGUUAUUUCGACGACUCGAAAUUGACACGGUAUCUUUCAAACACUAAGAACGAGGUCAUCGCCACUGGCAAUCUCGAAGGAAUCCUUGUUACUGGCGCAGGCACUCCUGAGAGCGUCGAAUUGCUCAAGAGCUAUGCGCGGAUAUCUUCUGACCUACAAACUACGACUCUAGCAAUGUCUUUUGCCGCUGCAAGCGACCAAUACCUUCACCCCGACUCUCCACAUAUGCGUACUGUUGAAUGUUUCCGCAGUAUUUACAAAUCACAACUCAUGUCCCUAGGGCUCAAGUUCGAUAAGACUCGCUUCGAAGUUGCGCUCUCUCGUGCCAUUCGCAUGACCAGCAAGACCACACCACCUCGAAAGAGGGAACAGAUCCGCCUCGUCUGCAACCAUUGCAACCAGUCUCUCUCACGAUUUGGACAUGAGCAGCAAAGCAAUGAGCUGAAGGUCGACAUGAAAGACACGGUAAAACACAAUCUUGCGCCAGAGAAAGCAGCCGUGGCAGGUGUUGUAUGUCCGAAAUGUGCACGACAUCUUCCCAGAUGCGGCGUAUGUGAUCUCUGGCUCGGGACGCCAGAUGAGACGUUCUCGAAGUGGUACAAGCCACCUUCGCGGAACAGUCAGGCCAACAGUAAUGGUGUUGAUUUGAGCGCAAGUAUGGUCGGAAGCACAAUCACCGCUAUUGGACCGCAGAUGCACUCGAACGCACCCAGUAUUUCGGUCACGGGUACGAGCGCUGGCAGUAAGAAGGCCGAGGUGAGAAGAAUCACUGCGGCUGAUGUACCACCAUCUGCGAUCGAGGUUGUUGACGAAGAGGUGGCAAAGCAAGGAGAGCAAAAGAAGUGGUACGAGGCAAUGCAUAGGUUUACUGUAUUUUGUAUGCAGUGCUCGCACGGCUUCCAUGCCGAACAUGCCAGGAUGUGGUUCCAGGGCGUCGAUGGGCGGGAAGGACACAGAGAUUGUCCUGUGCCGCUGUGUGAAUGUUUUUGUAACGGCUAG
Molecule: messenger RNA, 3042 nt
Organism: Lithohypha guttulata
Lineage: Eukaryota; Fungi; Ascomycota; Eurotiomycetes; Chaetothyriales; Trichomeriaceae
Exons: 1
Coding region: 1-3042 (1013 amino acids)
Biological process (GO): positive regulation of TORC1 signaling
Cellular component (GO): cytoplasm
Molecular function (GO): protein binding
Source: RefSeq, a predicted model, not a curated record